AGAAGCAAGAUAGGGUAGAGGACUGAACCUUGAGUCCACCCCUUUUUGCUGACUAUUUUGCUGCUCUUCCCUGUUCAGCCUCUCCUUUUUGUGAGAAACUACUGAAUGUGGAAGAAAGGCUCCACAUCUCCGUAGUCAUGGCACUCUUUUCUUCCCUCACACCAGUAUUUAUAGCCAUUAUAUGUGUUUUGAUUGGGGUAAUAAUGAAGAAGACAAAUGGAGAGAAGGAAAAACGUGAUGCUAAAAGCAAGCAUCCAUCUCGCCCAUGGGUGGAUGAAGAUUUAAAAGAUGGCACUGACCAUCCCUUAGAAGAAGAAGAGGGUGAGGAAGAGUGGCAAGGACUUGAAGAAAACGUUGCCCACAUCCCCUUCACUGGCGAGCGCUACUCUGAGGCUGAAAUGAUUAAGAGGUCACAGACAUUCUAUGAGCUUCUAAACAAGAGGCGAUCUGUCAGGUUUCUCAGUGAUGAGCCAGUCCCCAGGGAGGUUAUUGAUAAUGUCAUCAGAACAGCAGGUACUUCACCUAGUGGAGCACACACUGAGCCCUGGACCUUUGUGGUAGUGCAAGAUCCGUAUUUAAAACAUAAGAUUCGUGAAAUUGUAGAAGAAGAAGAGGAAAUCAACUACAAAAAAAGGAUGGGAGACAGAUGGGUUAAUGACCUGAAAAGACUGAGAACAAAUUGGAUCAAAGAGUACUUGGACACUGCUCCAUAUCUGAUCCUCAUUUUCAAGCAGGUAUAUGGGAGGCUUCCAAAUGGCAAAAAGAAGACCCACUACUACAAUGAAAUCAGUGUUUCCAUUGCCUGCGGUAUCCUGCUUGCUGCACUGCAGAACGCAGGUCUGUACACAGUGACCUCCACGCCCCUGAACUGUGGCCCCCAGCUCCGGGUGCUGCUCCAGAGGCCGGCAAACGAGAAGCUCCUGCUGCUGCUCCCCGUCGGCUAUCCCAAGAAAGAUGCCACCGUGCCUGCGCUGACACGGAAGCCGCUGGAAGACAUCAUGGUGGUCAUGUGAGCCCAGUGCCAGGAGCAGGAGAGUGACCCUGCUGACAGCUGCAGUUGUCACUGCUGUUUCUGUUAUCAUCCCCCUAUGCCGCUGUUGCUCUGGCUGUUUACACCUCUAUUUCUUUUAAUGCUAUUAAUCUACUAACAGCAGUGAGCAGUCAAGCACUGUGCCUUGGACAGCUGCUGUUACCUAUCUGGCCAGGGCAUUGUUCCAGGGAAUAUGUACAAUGGCAUUUAAAUGAUCUCAUCGCUUGGUUUUUCUCAUGCAUUUUGGGGACGAAUCUCUUCUUGAACUGGAAUAUAUGUUUUCUUUAUACUUCUGUGAUUGCCAUUACACACUUAUUUUAAGAAUUUUAAUGAAGAUUAUAUUAAAAGAUACAAAGAGGUCAAACUGAGCUGUCCUAUCUUGGCCAGUGUGUGCUGUUUAAAUGCCCCUUCCCCUUUACUGUGUUCAGCUGUGUGUGAAAAGAUGGUAUUUUUCUCCUAUAUGGUAGGAUUUCUCUACUUAAUUGAUCUCAAAAACUUUCUCUGUACCAGGCUUUCUUAAAUUACUGCAGCUAUGAGUGUCUCAGGUCGGGGGAAAUUUAGUAGAAACAAGGCAUGCAAAUAAUUUGCUUGUUACCAUUUAUGUGUACGUGUCCCGGACACAGUUAGAUCAUGUGGUAGCUAUCAUUCAUGCCCCCGGUACUUUGCUGCUGCCUCUGGAAGAAGCGCAGAGGGAACAACUAUUCUGGUUAUCCUGUUCAUACCUACAACUAUACCAGUUUAACACCCUAAAACCGGGACUCCUUUAGAGACCCUGGCACGUGCGAGGUGCCUCCACGCCAGCCGCAGUCCGGGAUUUGGGAGCGGCGCGCUGGAAGGGCGGGCGCUCCCAUGCCCGGGCGGGCAGAGCCCCCUCGUGGGGCCGCGCGUCAGAGGGGAAACACGGAGAGGGACCUUUCCUUCCUGGAAAACACUUCCCCGCCCUGAUCUCCGCUGCAGCCAGCGUCGGGCACAUUCAGCCAAAUUGGCUUCAGCCGUCCUCGAGGGAUGAGAGGCUGGAGAGCAGCACUGCAGAAAGGGCCCUGGGGGUCCUGGUCAUGGCAAGCUGAACAUGAGCCAGCAGUGUCCUGGCAGCCAGGAGAGCCAAGCCUGUCCUGGGGGCAUCAGGCACAGCAUGGCCAGCUGGGCAAGGGAGGGGAUUUUCCUGCUCUGCUCAGAGCUGGGGUGUCCUCACCUCGAGUGCUGGGGGCAGUUUUGGGUAUCAUAGGAUAAGACGUAAAGUGGUUAGAGAGCGUCCAAAGGAGGAGCAACGAAGACGGUGAAGGAAGAACCUGAGGGAAUGGCCUAAAGUUGUGUCAGAGAGGUUUAGGUUGGUAUUAGAAAGGGGUUCUUCACCCAGAGGGUGGCUGGGCACUGGAACAGGCUCCCAGGGAAGUCAUUGCAGCACCAAGCCUGAAAGAGUUCAAGAAGCAUUUGGAUGAUGCUCUUGGACACUUGGUGCGACUCUUGGGGGAUGGUGCUGUGCAGGGCCAGAAGCUGGACUCAAUGAUGCUUGGGGGUCCCUCUAACUCAGGAUAUUCUGUGUUCUGGUCAACUCACUCCUUAUCUGAAGUCUAACCUGGUCUAGUGGAAGGCUCAGCGGGGGGACUGAAAGUACAGGAUCUUUGAGGUUCCUUCCAAUUCAAACCAUUCUAUGAUUCUACAAGUCAAAUCCCAUUUACCAUUGCUCAUCAGCUGAGCAAGUGGAAGGAAUAAAGUUUUGCAGAGGUACAGAUUUUGGCUGGAUCAAUGCCUCUGUCAUCAAGUGGGAAAAACUGUCUUCUUCUUUGACAGACAAUUUUGCUGGUAUUUAGCAGACAUGGCAAUGUCUUCAUCUGGUGUACUAGCCUGUUUCACGUUCUCAGUGGUACAGCUGUGGCAGGAAGUUUCUUGUGUGGGCUUAGUCUGAAAUCAGCUCUUGUAACUACACUCAAACAAAAUCUAAAAAGGAAAAAACAACAACAAACAAACAAAACACCCCCCCCUUCCAAAAAAAAAAAAACAACAAAAAAACAACCACUAAAACAUGGAAGAAGGAAGUUCUGGGUCCUGGAUCUACAUAUCUACACACUGUCAAGGUCUAAGUCUAAAAACCAGUAAGGGGAAGAUAUGGAUGAGCUGAACCAAGCCAAGAAACCAAGGCUGAUCACCUGCAGGUGGUCAGGAAUACAUAUUAAAGUCACUGUUUCUUGUUUUCCUUCUGUGUAGAUGUUGCUCUGUGCCAUCGUGUCCCUUCACAAGCAGUUUCUACCUGCUGGUACUACUGUGUUUUAAUUCAGAGUUCACAUCAACAAAGGGAGGACUGAUUCCCUGUCAUGUUGCAAUCUUUCCUACAGAAAUAAACUCUCAUCUACAGAAAUAAAUUACUUCUGCCCGGUCUCAGUCUGCAAAAUAGAUGACAGUCAGAGAAACUUUACUAAAUGAAUUCAAUUUCAAACAGCAGGAGCUUGCAUAUAUAAGGCUAUUUCUAGUGUGAUUUCAUAACUAAAAACAAAGAACUAAAGCAGUUUAAAAAUACAUUAAAAGUUGUCACAAUAACAAGCAUUGGUGUAUACCAAUAUACCUCUUCACACCAAAGAAGCUUAAUGGUUGUUUUUUUUCUCUGAGUUCAUUCUGGACACUAAGACACACAUAGCAGUUUAAAACCUCAAGCCCUCACACCUACUAGAUGGGAAAGAUUCUAUCCAAAAAGCAUUUCUGGAAUCAUGAAAUGUAAGUAAAAUAAGCUUCUUUUUUCUUCUUCUUUUUUUUUUUUUUUUUCAUUUUCCCUCCCUUAAAAAUGCUUCUCCAAAUGGAAAUACUUCAGUAGUAUUACUACUGCUGAUGAUACUGUAGAGUCCUUUGUAAAUCAUGUUAGUACUCCUGUUGUGACAAGUCUACUUGGAAUUGCCACUGUCUUUAUUUAAAACACAAAUAAUAAUAAAUUUUGCCUUUCCAUGCAAUACACUGUUGAAUAAAGCAAAGGUUAGUAUUUAAAUUGUUUUACAUUUAACUGGGGAUAGCUGGUUGGCAUUUGUUCAAUUUCAAGGUAAAAAAUGUUUUUUCUGCUAUCUAAAUGGACUUUCCCAUGUUUUCACUAGUGUCCAUUGCCUGUUGGCCUGGUGCCACCCAUCUCCUUCCCUGUAUCUUUCCAUCAGGUAACUGCAGACAGCAACUGGCUCUCUCCAUUUCUGGGAACUUUCUUCCUUGAACUGCAUGGACAAAUCUGUGUGCAUUCAAGGACUCUCACUGUCUGAAAUUUGCCUGAAAUCGGGUGCAACACGGUGAGUUGCAUUUUGCUCUUGAAAUCAGGUGCAAGGCGGUGGGUUGCAUGACAAUCCAGAUGAUAAUUAAAGGAAUAAAUAUCACAUUUGUUGGAACCACGGCCAACUGCCCAUCUCCUCCCACUGCAAGGCUGACUGAACUGGCGUUGGUUUCAGUCUGCCCUUGAACAGGGAGCUGGAAGAUAUUGCAGCUGGGGUUCAUCAGCAGUCCAGCUGCCAUGCCAUGAGGGAAGCAUUGCUCCUGGAGCAGCGCCACCUUACCCACUCCACCGUCUUCCUUUCAAAACAGGUGAGCCCGAACCUAAAUGAUGCUACUAGGAAUUUUUUGAACUGAGGACUCUGUUCCACUGGUCUAUGUGCCUAUCUCCUCCAUAGCUAUGUGAUCAAGUUCAAGAUUCCCCUAAAUUAGCUGGGCUGUAGUAACCAUCUGAGUGCUCUC
Molecule: messenger RNA, 4729 nt
Organism: Passer domesticus (house sparrow)
Lineage: Eukaryota; Metazoa; Chordata; Aves; Passeriformes; Passeridae
Gene: IYD
Product: iodotyrosine deiodinase
Exons: 5
Coding region: 138-1013 (291 amino acids)
Cellular component (GO): plasma membrane
Molecular function (GO): oxidoreductase activity
Source: RefSeq, a predicted model, not a curated record